GAGCCCAGCCGAGAGGCCCGGGAAGCUUUGGCGGCUCUUCUAGCUCCCGGAACCGGAGGCGCGGUGCGAUGGAGGACCUCGAUGGGGAGCCGGCGGUCACUUUGAUCCCAGAGGUGAACUCCACGAAGAAGCAACUGUGUUUUGACUGGGGCCCAGGGGAGAUGCUGACGUGUGAAACCUCCUUCAACAAAAAAGCAAAACCAGAGGCAGAGCCCACCUGCCCCUAUAUCUACAUCCUCCGGAAGGACAUGGACGUGCACUCCCCGAUCCUGAGGAAGCUCUUCAACGAGUCGCACGGCAUCUUUGUGGGCCUGCAGAGGCUGGAAGAAGAACUGAGUGGCAGACCCCGCAAAGCCCAGUUGGUUCGAGUGAGCAAGAACUACCGGUCGGUCAUCAGAGCGUGCAUGGAGGAGAUGCACCAGGCGGCAACUGCUGCGAAAGACCCAGCCAGUAGCAGCCAGUUGAGCAGCCAGGUCUCCAUCCUGUCAGCCGUGGAGCUCAUCUGGAACCUCUGUGAGAUUCUCUUCAUUGAAGUUGCCCCGGCCGGCCCGCUCCUCCUGCACCUCCUUGACUGGGUCCAGCUGCACAUGUGCGAGGUGGACAAUUUGUCAGCAGACGUCCUGGGCAAUGAGAACCCAAGCAAACAUGACAAGUUUUGGAAUCUGGUGACCGUCCUGGUGCUUCAGGGCCGGCUGGACGAGGCCCGGCAGAUGCUCUCCAAGGAGGCUGACGCCAACCCCGGCUCAGCAGCCAUGUGUCGCGUGCUGGGGGACCUGAUGAAGACGAUGCCCAUCCUCAGCCCCGGGAACACGCAGACACUGACAGAGCUGGAGCUGAAGUGGCAGCACUGGCACGAGGAGUGUGAGCGAUACCUGCAGGACGGCACCUUCGCCCCCAGCCCGCACCUGAGUCUGCUCUGUCAGAUCCUGCUGGGGAACGAGGCCGUGAUACUGGAGCAGAAGGAGCUGCUGGGGACCUGGUACCACCUGAUGGUGACACAGCUCCUGUACUCCCACCCCACCGUGAAGCCCACUGAGCUGCACAUCUAUGCCCAGUCUAGCCUGGACCUGUUCCUGGGAGGGGAGAGCAGCCCAGAACCCCUAGACAACAUCUUGAUGGCGGCCUUUGAGUUUGACAUCCACCAAGUGAUCAAGGAGUGCAGCAUCGCCCUGAGCAACUGGUGGUUUGUGGCCCAUCUGACUGACCUGCUGGACCACUGCCAACUGCUCCAGUCCCACAGCCUCUAUUUCGGGUCCAACAUGAGAGAGUUCAUCCUGCUGGAAUACGCCUCGGGGCUGUUCGCGCAUCACAGCCUCUGGCAGCUGGGGGUAGAUUACUUUGACCACUGCCCCGAGUCGGGCCGAGUCUCCUUGGAGCUGCACAUCGAACGUGUCCCGCUCAACACGGAGCAGAAGGCCCUCAAGGUGCUGCGGGUCUGUGAGCAGCGGGGGAUGACUGAGCAAGUGCGCAGCAUCUGCAAGAUCUUGGCUAUGAAUGCCGUCCGCAACAACCGCCUGGGCUCCGCCCUCUCCUGGAGCAUCCGAGCCAAAGACGCCGCCUUCGCCACACUGGUGUCUGACAGGUUCCUCAGGGACUACUGUGAGCGGGGCUGCUUCUCUGACCUGGAUCUCAUCGACAACCUGGGGCCGGCCAUGAUGCUCAGCGACCGACUCACCUUCCUGGGGAAGUACCGAGAGUUCCACCGGCUCUACGGGGAGAAGCGCUUUGUGGCUGGGGCCUCCCUCCUCCUGUCCCUGAUGACCUCCCAGAUCGCCCCCCGGUCUUUCUGGAUGACCCUCCUGACAGAUGCCCUGCCCCUUUUGGAACAGAAGCAGGUGAUCUUCUCGGCAGAGCAGACCUAUGAGCUGAUGAGGUGUCUGGAGGACCUGACCGAAGGCAGACCCACCUGCUCCGAGCCCGAUGGCCUGGGACCCCAGGCUGAUGACGUAGAGACCACUAAAGUGGAGAUGCUGAGACUGGCUCUUGCCCGAAACCUCGCCCGGGCAAUUAUCAAAGAAGGCUCCUUGGAAGGUUCCUGAGGCCGGCAAGAACUGCUCUAGCAGUGUAUAUACAUUUCCAAUAGAAUAAAUAUUCCCUUUUGUAAA
Molecule: messenger RNA, 2105 nt
Organism: Echinops telfairi (small Madagascar hedgehog)
Lineage: Eukaryota; Metazoa; Chordata; Mammalia; Afrosoricida; Tenrecidae
Gene: NUP85
Product: nucleoporin 85
Exons: 19
Coding region: 69-2039 (656 amino acids)
Biological process (GO): protein import into nucleus; positive regulation of DNA-templated transcription; mRNA export from nucleus
Cellular component (GO): nuclear pore outer ring
Molecular function (GO): structural constituent of nuclear pore
Source: RefSeq, a predicted model, not a curated record